Messenger RNA from Ananas comosus (pineapple), 1315 nucleotides. Its product is annotated as transcription factor-like protein DPB. NCBI's taxonomy places the organism in Eukaryota, Viridiplantae, Streptophyta, Magnoliopsida, Poales, Bromeliaceae. Gene Ontology annotation, cellular component: nucleus; transcription regulator complex. Gene Ontology annotation, biological process: regulation of transcription by RNA polymerase II; regulation of cell cycle. The record is from RefSeq and is a predicted model, not a curated record. Gene Ontology annotation, molecular function: RNA polymerase II transcription regulatory region sequence-specific DNA binding; DNA-binding transcription factor activity, RNA polymerase II-specific. The transcript is spliced from 7 exons. Bases 223 to 987 code for a protein of 254 amino acids.
UAUGCUGGUUUGUUGCAUGGUGUUCUCUUUCUUGUCUUAGGAGAUGUUUAUUAUGGCAAUCCGAGUUGAUGUUACAUAUCUUCUCACUAAUUUGAUAUUGCUACUAGCAAAACUUUCUGCCAUGGGAUAGCUUUAUGUACUGAAGAUAUGGGGUAUCAGUAUACGGUUACUUUACCUUCUAUUUGCAUUGCAUUUUAGAAAUUAAUAAUAUUUGCUUCUGCAAUGUGCAUGUUUUGUCUUUUCUGUUCACGCUCAGUUUGUGAGAAAGUGGAAAGCAAGGGGAGAACUACUUACAAUGAGGUUGCAGAUGAACUUGUAGCUGAGUUUGCAGAUCCCAAUGGUAAAUUGGCAUCCCCAGACCAGCAACAGUACGAUGAGAAGAACAUACGUCGGAGGGUGUAUGAUGCCCUCAAUGUUCUCAUGGCUAUGGAUAUUAUCUCGAAAGAUAAGAAAGAAAUACAGUGGAAGGGGUUACCUCGAACUAGUCUAAAUGAUAUUGAAGAAUUAAAGGCAGAACGCAUGGCACUGAAAAACAGGAUUGAGAAGAAAACUGCAUAUUUGCAAGAAUUACAAGACCAAUUCAUAGGACUGCAAAACUUGGUACAGCGAAAUGAACAUUUAUAUGGAUCAGGAAAUAUUCCUUCUGGUGGUGUCGCUUUACCUUUCAUCUUAGUUCAGACUCGCCCACAUGCUACUGUGGAAGUUGAAAUUUCAGAAGAUAUGCAGCUGGUGCAUUUCGACUUCAACAGCACUCCAUUCGAGUUGCACGAUGACUCUUAUGUGCUCAAAGCCAUGAGGUUCUGCGAAAGGGGCCAAAAGGAGGGCUCCUGUGAGCCGAGUUCCAACGGAGGCGAAUGCUCCAGCACACCAAAUACACAUCAGCAUCACAUGCCGCAACCCACAGGGCCGGAUACAAUGGCCAAGCCGCCGAUUAAUUCUCCUCCUAUUCCUGGAAUACUCAAAGGGCGGGUGAAGCAUGAACAUUAGCCUCUGAUUCUUAGGUUUUUUUUCUUUUUUCCCUUUUUGGUUGUUUGUUCUGGUCUUUCUCUAACCUCUCCUUUGUUAUUUUACUGUAAAGAGCAUGUAAUUAGUUGAUUAGUUGGGGAAAACAAGCUGAGGGGCUUGAACUCUUCUAGCUUUGUAGCUAGUCUGAAGAAUAUAGGGCACAUUUUGACCUAUCAUGCCCCCUGAAAGUAAUUUCAAGUGUGUUAAUCCGGUGAUUCGCCGGUCUGGGAAAUUGAUAUUGCUGUAAUUUAAUUGUGUAUUAUUUUUUUUCUUCAUGAUAUAUAAGUUGCAGUUAAGAGUUUCAAUUAAA